AUGACGGAUACUGAUGACCCUGGCCAUUACCUUGGUCUUCCAACCAUGUGGGGCAGAUCAAAGAAGGAUGCUCUUAGUUUUGUUAAGGACCGGUUAUUAUGCAAAGUUCAAGGAUGGAAGCAAGGCCUCCUUUCACAAGCUGGAAGGGAAACUCUUAGCAAAUCUGUUGCUCUUGCUAUUCCCACUUAUCCCAUGUCUAUUUUUCUAUUUCCCAAGGGUUUCUGCAGUGAGCUUGAUGCUCCUAAGAGUGCCAGAGCUUCUUGGGCAUGGUCCAGCUUGCUUGCUGGAAGAGAUCUCAUCCUUCGUGGAGCUCGCUGGCAAAUUCUUGAUGGUAGUAGAGUUCACCUUUGGACUGACAAGUGGCUCCCUUGCGUUGCUAAUCCUAUCCUCCGUCCCACUGAUGGAAGCACAAGAGAUGAUACUUUGAUGGUCUCUACUAUUAUUAACCCCAUUUCUAUGCAAUGGAACCUCAGUAGCAUUUGUGAUGCCAUUUCUGAUCGUGAUCUAGAAAUUUUUUUGACUCUCCCCUUAGGUGACGGAAGUGAAUCUGAUCGUGUCAUUUGGCCCUUGAACCGCAAUGGUGAUUAUUCUGUGAAAUCCGGUUACCACCUUAUUCAUUCUGGCGACUCUUCCAAUGUUCACUUGUGCCCUUCUAGUCUUCAUGCUCCUACUAAUGUUCUUCGGAAAGCUUUUGAAUCUUUGGAGCACUUAUUCCUUUUAUGCGGUUCGGUCAAGUUGGUUUGGUUUGGCGUCCCCAUGAACUAUUGUGUUGAUAGGCAACGUGCCACCUCUAUGGCCGAGUGGCUUUACGAAGUGUUUGGACCUUAUAGUUCAUUAUGUGUUGACAGAGCCUGGAUUAUUUACCACGUGGCCUAUACUUGUUGGGGCAUUUGGCGUAGUCGUUAUGCAAAGAUCUUUGAUGGCAGUCCCUUGUGUCCAAGACAAACGCUGUCUCAUAUAAAAUGCAUGAUCUCUGAUUUUGAUCUGCUGAAAGAUGUUUCUCAUCCCAUGCACCAACCUGGUACCACCUUUACCAUUGAUGAUGUUUGGUCCCCCCCGCCUGCUGCUUGGUGCAAGUUAAAUGUGGAUGCUAGGUGGACAACGACUCAUCCUGAUGCUGGUCUUGGAGUGGUAAUUCGAAAUUCUUGUGGUGUGUUCAUGGGUGGUUUUGCUGCCUGUAAAAUUGCAAAUUCGGUUCUUGAAGCUGAAGCCCACGCAGCUAUUGCUGGUUUAUCACUUGAGGCUGAGAUGGGUCUGGCAAAUGUUAUCAUUAAAUCGAACUCUCAAGUGCUUGUGAAUUGCUCAAGGGGCAAAAUUUGUAAAGGAAUUUGGUCCAUCUACCCCAUCCUUUCUACCAUUAGAAGAUGCUGCAACAAUUUUAUCUCUUGUGAUUGGCGAUGGAUCUCUUGCCAGGCCAAUAGGGCCGCUGACGCCGUUGCGGCUAUUGCUAGGAGGACAAAGUGCGAUAGGCUUGGCUUGACAGACCCCCCCUCUUCCCUUGUGUUUGUUCUUCAAUCGGAUGGUCUGCCUUGCCCCAUGUUAAUCUCCUUCUUUUGGCUAGAGGCGGACAUGCUCCUUUGGUAA
This is a messenger RNA of Prunus persica (peach), 1584 nucleotides long. RefSeq lists its product as uncharacterized. NCBI's taxonomy places the organism in Eukaryota, Viridiplantae, Streptophyta, Magnoliopsida, Rosales, Rosaceae. The record is from RefSeq and is a predicted model, not a curated record. The transcript is spliced from 3 exons. Gene Ontology annotation, molecular function: nucleic acid binding; RNA-DNA hybrid ribonuclease activity. Bases 1 to 1584 code for a protein of 527 amino acids.